UUAUAUCCCUCACGUUGGUCGUAUGUGGAUCCGUCUCUAACCUGCGAACUUGGACGGUAACCCACCAUGGCGGCGACUAUGUUGCAGAAGAGGCUGCUCUCUCUCUUCGUCCGUAAUCAGACUCAGCCCCACUCCGCUUCCCUCAAAGAACCUUUUUGGCAACUUCUUCCUUCAGCAACUGCAUCCUUUAGCAGCUCCCAAGUUUGUAAAGGAGAGAUUCAGACUCAAACAAAUCCAACCAGCCAUGUUAAUAAGGAUUCAGAAAAUCAUGAAGCUGACAGUUUGAAGCCUGAUGGCGAUUCAGCUAAUGUUCCCUCCAAUAUACAUAGUAAUGACAGUUCGACUGUUAAGUAUUCUGCCACUUCAAACUUGAAAACAUCGUCAAGGCAUGAUCUUGCAAUGAUCUUUACUUGCAAGGUCUGUGAAACAAGAUCCAUCAAGACAGUUUGUCGCGAAUCAUAUGAGAAGGGAGUAGUGGUGGCUCGGUGUGGCGGGUGUAAUAAUCUACACCUGAUUGCAGAUCAUCUUGGAUGGUUCGGAGAACCAGGAAGCAUUGAAGAUUACUUGGCUGCUCGCGGUGAGGAAGUGAAGAAAGGUUCUGUUGAUACCCUGAAUUUGACACUCGAAGAUUUAGCUGGAAGGGAACUUUGAAAGAAUUAUACAGCAGUACAUCAGAAAAGUUUUCUGUGUUAUGUCUUACUUCAUCUCUGAACCUUAGUCUGAUUUUGCUUUGUCAA
Juglans microcarpa x Juglans regia is the source of this 737-nucleotide messenger RNA. RefSeq lists its product as uncharacterized. Bases 67 to 651 code for a protein of 194 amino acids. The record is from RefSeq and is a predicted model, not a curated record. Gene Ontology annotation, biological process: protein stabilization; protein folding; protein import into mitochondrial matrix. Gene Ontology annotation, cellular component: mitochondrion. Lineage: Eukaryota; Viridiplantae; Streptophyta; Magnoliopsida; Fagales; Juglandaceae. Gene Ontology annotation, molecular function: zinc ion binding; protein-folding chaperone binding. The transcript has 2 exons.